Messenger RNA from Astrephomene gubernaculifera, 901 nucleotides. Lineage: Eukaryota; Viridiplantae; Chlorophyta; Chlorophyceae; Chlamydomonadales; Astrephomenaceae. The record is from the annotation of a GenBank genome assembly.
GUGAUGAGCCGUACCUGCCAGCGGCGCCGCAGAUGGGACCAGCGGCAGGGCUGACGGGGCUGGCAGCACGAGCCGGGGGGGCAGCAUAUAGCGCACCAGACGUAAACAAGGAAUUCGCAAACGCAGCCGAUUGCUCCCUGUAUCUCAGCAGGACGCCUGGUGCCGAAGCUACAAUGGGCUUGGUUACGGUGACGACGGCAGAGGAGGAGGCGACCGAGGUGGCUGUGCAUGCAGGGAUCAUUACCGGCGCUAUUGAGACUGCUGCAGUCGCCGCAUCGCCUGAUCCGUUAGGCAUAAACGUCGCGAGUGGCGGCGGCAGCGGCGGUGCCAAGGGCUGUUAUACGCCCGCAGCUAUAAUAUCCACUUCUAUCCCUUCCAGCCCCAAGUACGGCACCCACAACAGCGGUGACGCCGCUGUCGCUACGAGCGCCUGCAGCUCCUCCGCUAGCGGUGUGUGCAGCCGGCAGGGCAGCAUGGACACGUUGGAGCUUGAGAUGGCGAGGCGGCGGGCAAGCAAGGCCUCCGCCGCCGGCGCGGCCGCCGGGGGGGGGACCGGACGCGGCGGAAGGUCAGGCCCCAGCGACCCAGAGGAUUCUGAACCCAUCAAGAAGAGCGGCUCCUUCACCGCCGGCACACCUCUGCUGCCCUUCGCUUCCUGCGGAACCCUGCUGGCGCCAGUUGUCCGCAGCCAACACCAUCAUCACCACCACAGCAGUCACCGCAUCACGCGGCAAUCCACCCAUGAUCGGAUCGAGCAGCUGCUGGAGCAAGCCCGCAACUCAAACAUACGGGCGGCGGCGCCGACUGCAUCAACUGCGGCAGACGACGAGCGGCUCAGUGGCAGCCGUUUCGGCACUGGUGGUGGCGGCGGCACCAGUUCAAUCGGUUAUACGGAAGGCGG